Messenger RNA from Chelonoidis abingdonii (Abingdon island giant tortoise), 6289 nucleotides. NCBI's taxonomy places the organism in Eukaryota, Metazoa, Chordata, Testudines, Testudinidae. The record is from RefSeq and is a predicted model, not a curated record.
GGAUGCCGGCGAAGCCAAGAACCUAGCAAGCUUCAAAGAGAGGCUUGCUGUCUGCCGGAUCGUCCCUCCUGUGUGAUGCCAGGAGAGGCCCUGGGCUCGGGCCGCUGAGAGCCGUGCCAGGGAUUGAGCGUGCCAAUCGCCCGGCCGGCACCAUGGCCCGCCUCGCCCAUGCCCUCUGGAGCCUUUGCAUCACCGCCAUCCUCGUCACCUCAGCCACACAAGGUCUGAGCCGCGCCGGGCUGCCCUUUGGCCUGGUGCGGCGGGAACUGGCCUGCGAGGGCUACCCCAUUGAGUUGCGCUGCCCAGGCAGCGACGUCAUCAUGGUGGAGAACGCCAACUACGGGCGCACGGACGACAAGAUCUGUGAUGCCGACCCCUUCCAGAUGGAGAACGUGCAGUGCUACCUCCCUGAUGCCUUCAAGAUCAUGUCCCAGAGGUGCAAUAACCGGACGCAGUGCGUGGUGGUGGCUGGAUCGGACGCCUUCCCGGACCCCUGCCCUGGAACCUACAAGUACCUGGAGGUCCAGUAUGACUGUGUCCCAUACAAAGUGGAACAAAAAGUAUUCGUUUGCCCGGGGACUCUACAGAAGGUGCUGGAGGCCACUUCCACCCACGAAUCGGAGCAUCAGUCAGGCGCCUGGUGCAAAGACCCACUGCAAGCUGGUGACCGGAUCUACGUCAUGCCGUGGAUUCCCUACCGGACGGACACGCUGACGGAGUACGCCUCGUGGGAGGACUACGUGAGCGCCCGCCACACCACCACUUACCGGCUGCCCAACCGUGUGGACGGCACAGGCUUCGUGGUGUACGACGGGGCCGUCUUCUACAACAAGGAGCGGACCCGGAACAUCAUCAAGUACGACCUGCGGACUCGCAUCAAGAGCGGUGAGACGGUGAUCAACACGGCCAACUACCAUGACACCUCGCCCUACCGCUGGGGGGGCAAGACCGACAUCGACCUGGCUGUGGACGAGAAUGGGCUGUGGGUCAUCUACGCCACCGAGGGCAAUAACGGACGGCUGGUGGUGAGCCAGCUCAACCCCUACACCCUGCGCUUUGAGGGCACCUGGGAGACGGGCUACGACAAACGCUCAGCCUCCAACGCCUUCAUGGUGUGUGGGGUGCUGUACGUGGUGCGCUCCGUCUACGUGGAUGACGACAGCGAGGCCGCCGGCAACCGCGUGGACUACGCCUUCAACACCAACCUCAACCGGGAGGAGCCUGUCUCGCUGGCCUUCCCCAACCCCUACCAGUACAUCUCCUCGGUGGACUACAACCCCCGCGACAACCAGCUCUACGUCUGGAACAACUACUUCGUGGUGCGCUACGCCCUGGAGUUCGGGCCCCCCGACCCCAGCACGGGCCCUGUCACCUCCACACCGCUCAGCACCACCACCACGGUGCGGCCCACCACAGUCACCACCACGGCCUCGCCUGCUGCCACCACCACGGUGCGCAGGGCCCCCCUCACCACCCACCCCAUCGGCGCCAUCAACCAGAAGGGCACGGAGCUGCACCCCAUCACGGCCGCCGUCCCCAGCACCCGCAAGCCCCCCUCCUCCAACCAGCAUGUCUCCCCUGAGCUUUUCUGUGAGCCCAAGGAGGUCAGACGGGUCCAGUGGCCGGCCACGCAGCAGGGCAUGCUGGUGGAGCGGCCCUGCCCCAAGGGCACCAGAGGAAUUGCCUCUUUUCAGUGCCUGCCGGCCCUGGGAAUCUGGAACCCCCGCGGCCCCGACCUCAGCAACUGCACCAGCCCCUGGGUCAACCAGGUGGCACAGAAGAUCAAGAGCGGGGAGAACGCAGCCAACAUCGCCAGUGAGCUGGCGCGGCACACGCGGGGACCCAUCUAUGCCGGCGACGUCAGCUCCUCCGUCAAGCUGAUGGAGCAGCUGCUGGACAUCCUGGACGCCCAGCUGCAGGCACUGCGCCCCAUCGAGAGGGAGUCGGCUGGCAAGAACUACAACAAGAUGCACAAGCGAGAGCGGACCUGUAAAGACUACAUCAAGGCUGUGGUGGAGACCGUGGACAAUCUACUGCGGCCCGAGGCGCUGGAGUCAUGGAAGGACAUGAACGCCACGGAGCAGGUGCACACGGCCACCAUGCUGCUGGACAUCCUGGAGGAGGGCGCCUUCCUGCUGGCCGACAACGUCAAGGAGCCCGCACGCUUCGUCACCACCCGGCAGAACGUGGUGCUGGAGGUGACGGUGCUGAACACGGAGGGCCAGGUGCAGGAGCUGGUCUUCCCGCAGGAGUACGCCAGCGAGAACUCCAUCCAGCUCUCGGCCAAAACCAUCAAGCAGAACAGCCGCAAUGGGGUGGUCAAGGUGGUCUUCAUCCUCUACAACAACCUGGGCUUCUUCCUCUCCACCGAGAAUGCCACAGUCAAGCUGAGCGGGGAGGCGGGCGCUCCCAGCCCCGCCCUGGUCGUCAACUCGCAGGUCAUCGCCGCCUCGAUCAACAAGGAGUCCAGCCGUGUCUUCCUCAUGGACCCCGUCAUCUUCACCCUCUCCCACCUGGAGGCGAAGAACCACUUCAACGCCAACUGCUCCUUCUGGAACUACUCGGAGCGCUCCAUGAUGGGCUACUGGUCGACGCAGGGCUGCCGCCUGGUGGAGACCAACAAGACACACACGACCUGCGCCUGCAGCCACCUCACCAACUUCGCGGUGCUCAUGGCGCACCGUGAGAUCUACCAGGGCCGCAUCAAUGAGCUGCUGCUGUCAGUGAUCACCUGGGUGGGCAUCGUCAUCUCGCUGGUGUGCCUGGCCAUCUGCAUCUCCACCUUCUGCUUCCUGCGCGGGCUGCAGACCGACCGCAACACCAUCCACAAGAACCUCUGCAUCAGCCUCUUCCUUGCUGAGCUCCUCUUCCUCAUCGGCAUCGACAAGACGCAGUAUGAGAUCGCCUGCCCCAUCUUUGCGGGGCUGCUGCAUUACUUUUUCCUGGCAGCCUUCUCCUGGAUGUGCCUGGAGGGUGUGCACCUCUACCUCAUGCUAGUGGAGGUCUUCGAGAGCGAGUACUCCCGCAAGAAAUACUACUACCUGGGUGGCUACUGCUUCCCGGCCCUCGUGGUGGGCAUCGCCGCCGCCAUCGACUACCGCAGCUACGGCACAGACAAGGCCUGCUGGCUCCGAGUGGACAAUUACUUCAUCUGGAGCUUCAUUGGCCCUGUUUCCUUCAUUAUCGUGGUCAACCUGCUCUUCCUCAUGAUCACACUGCACAAGAUGAGCCGCAGCACAGCCGUGCUCAAGCCCGACUCCAGCCGCCUGGACAACAUCAAGUCCUGGGCGCUGGGUGCCAUUGCUCUCCUCUUCCUCUUGGGACUCACCUGGGCCUUUGGCCUCCUAUUCAUCAACAAGGAGUCCAUCAUCAUGGCCUAUCUCUUCACCACCUUCAACGCCUUCCAGGGCAUGUUCAUCUUCAUCUUCCACUGUGCCCUGCAGAAGAAGGUGCACAGGGAGUUCAGUAAAUGUCUGCGUCACGCAUCCUGCUGCCUGCGCAGCUCCCCAGGGGCCACACUCGGCUCCCUCAAGACUUCAGCCAUUCGGAGCAACAACCGCUACUACACAGGCACGCAGAGUCGGAUCCGGAGAAUGUGGAACGACACCGUCCGGAAACAGACAGAGUCAAGCUUCAUGGCGGGGGAUAUCAACAGCACCCCCACCCUAAACCGAGGGACCAUGGGGAACCACCUGCUGACCAACCCGGUGCUGCAGACCCGGGGAGGCACCAGCCCCUACAACACCCUCAUCGCCGAGUCCGUGGGCUUCAACCCCUCCUCGCCCCCCGUCUUCAACUCCCCAGGGAGCUUCCGAGAGUCCAAGCACCCCAUGAACAACAGCCGGGACGCCUGCGGCAUGGACACCCUGCCCCUCAAUGGCAACUUCAACAACAGCUACUCCCUCCGCAGUGCUGACUUCCCGGCCGAAGGCGCCAAGAUGGCCGACUGCCGGCGCAACCUCAGCGACGCCGCCGCCUUCGAGAAGAUGAUCAUCUCGGAGCUGGUGCACAACAACCUACGCGGGGGCGCCGGCGGCACGGCCAAGGGGGCGCCCCCUACAGGAGGGGCCGGCCCGGCCGAGCCCAGCAACCCCUCCUGCCCACCUGCCCCCCCCAGCGGCGGUGGGCCUGGCGAGGAGGAGGCAGCGGCGCCCGAGGGCCCGGCCCUGAGCCACGAGGAGAACCUGGAGAUCGAACUCAUGUACAAGGCCCUGGAGGAGCCGCUGCUGCUGCAACGGGCUCAGUCGAUCCUCUACCAGAGCGACCUGGAGGAGUCCGAGAGCUGCACGGCCGACCUGACUGAGGGCGGAGACGGCCAGGCCCCCUCUCCCAACAGGGACUCCUUGUACACCAGUAUGACCAACCUGAGAGACUCCCCUUACCCGGACAGCAGCCCUGAGGCGGUGGGGGAAAUCCUCCCCCACACCCAAGCCAUCAACGAAAUCUACUACACCAACCGGCCUGCCCUGGUGCCCCGCAGCCAGCUCCAAGCCUACUACCAGGUCCGGAGACCGAGCACUGACGGCUACUUGGUUCAAGCCGGCUUAGAGGGCCCAGUGCCAGAGGGAGACGGUCAAAUGCAGCUGGUGACCAGUCUCUGAAAGCCAGGAGCGGACUGAGGAGCCGUCCCAAGCCGUCGACUCUCCUCCCACCUCAUCCCACCUUUGCCAAAAGGAGCCCCUCUCCCCAGGCCAUGGCCUGGCCUUUUUAAUUUUUGCUCUGGGAUGCUGAGAGAGAGAAGGGUGGGGCGCUGCAGAAGGACACAGGCCAGGGGAAGAAAGAGAGGUGGUGUGAAUCUCCUCUGGGAAGGGGGGCCAUCUUGUCUAGCUUCCUCCUGCCCACCUGGUGGAGACAGGAGGGUGGAAAUCGGGUGGGGGGGGGUGCGAUUUCUGUUUUUGAAGGGAAGGAAAGGAAGGAGGAGGGGCGGGAAGGAAGGAAUGAAAAAGGCACUGGGCUGGACACAGGAUCUCAAUGUUUUGUUUUUUAAGGUCGUCCCUCUUCCGUUUCUUUACGUUGGUUUUGUGGGGAGAGAAGAUCAAAAAGAAGUGGAGCAGGGAAACCAAUUUUCUUUUUAAGGCAUGUUAAGAAACAGAUCAGAACCAUAGGGGAGGGGCCGGCUGGGCCUGUAUCAGAGUCCCAGAACAACCCCCACACACACACUGGCACCCACAUAUAGGCCAUCCCUGCUCCCUCAUGUAUGCACCUUGGUGAUGUUAAAGAGGGAUCCGAUUGGUCCAGAGAGGGGCGGAUGGAGCAUCCUCCUAUGGCCUCCACUGUCUUCUAGACGAACUUUGCCAAAAACCAUAAUCUGUAUAAAUAUAUAGAGAAUUAUAAAGAGAGAGCUAUAUCGAGAGAGAGAGAGAGGUGGGGGUGGGGAUUGUUUGGGGUCUGGAUAGAAAUUAUGUUGAAUCCGGUGCUGACCUUCCAGUAUUUGUCAGCUGGGGGGAACUGAGGCACGGUGGAGAAGGGACUCUUAAACUCACUCAUUGACAGGGUUUUGAGUUCAGUUCUUUUUUAAUGCCAAGCCAUCAGCAAAGUCCGCAGGAGACCGGGGCAGGGGUGCAUUUUUUUUUCUUUCAAAAGCAUCCUGGGCACCAGGAAGGGCUGAUGCACAACCUUGUUUCCAGCGGAGGAGGAGAUGGUGCUGAGGUGGCCGUCUUUGAUUUGGAUUUUUGUUUUCCUUUGCUGUGUGGCGCACGCACACACAUACCCUGCCUUUCACAGCUCACAAAUCAAACACACAUCACCACCCUGCUCCGGGAGCUAGCAGAGGAAACUGGGAGCCGAGGGGUUCUUCCUGGGCCGUCGGUGUAAUUGUUCAAUAUGCAUUCUCCACUCUCACCCGCCGCUGCCCUGCUGCCGCCACUUUGGUCACGACGCUCACGUCAUUUUCCUAUGGCUCAAUGGGAAGCUCGGAAACUUCUGCAGCUCUCGCCCCUUCUGCGUUUUCCAGCUCUGCUUUUAUUUCCUCCUCUGAAGACAUGCAGAAGUCAGGUGCCUCAUGGGAGCUGCUUUCUGAACCCGGUUGGGUCAAGAUGAGGGUGGGGAGGACUUUGGGGGGAGGGGGCAAUUUGACAAUUGAACCAUUUUCCCCUCCAAAUCAGUCGGAUCAUCUUCGAGCAAAAGAACAACAGAAACCCAAAUGGCACUUUUUUUUUUUCUUUCAAAGGACAAAACAACAAAAAACAAAAAUUUCUCCCUUUUCAAGCACAACUCUGAAUUCUCUCACCCUCUUCUUCUUGAGAGAGACCAUGGGAGCCAAUAUCACAUGAAUAUGUCAUUUCGCCGG